AUGGCGGAAGAGGAGGUGGGGAAGCUGCAGAAGCACCUGGCCUUGCUGAGGCAGGAGUACGUGAAGAUGCAGCAGAAGCUGGCCGACACCGAGAGGCGCUGCGCCGUGCUCGCCGCGCAGACUUCCAGCCAGGCCUCUCCCAGCCCUGCGAGUGCAGACACCUUCAUCAGCCGCCUGCUGGAAUUUGUGGCCAACCUCUACCAACAGGAACACUACAGUGAUCUGAAAGUGAAAGUCGCGGGCAAUCAAUACUGUGCCCAUAAGUUUGUGCUGGCCGCUCGCAGCGAUGCCUGGAGUCUGGCCAACCUGGCAUCCACCGCUGAACUGGACCUUACUGACUGCAAAGCUGAGGUCGCCAUGGCGAUGCUGCGCUGGGUGUACACAGACGAGCUGGAGCUCACCGAGGAUGACGCUUUUCUGAUUGAGCUGAUGAAGCUGGCAAACCGGUUCCAGCUUCACCUGCUCAGAGAGCGGUGUGAAAAAGGCGUGAUGUCAUCCGUAAACGUGAGGAACUGCAUCCGCUUCUACCAAACGGCCGAGGAGCUAAACGCCAGCACCCUGAUGAACUACUGUGGCGAGAUCAUAGCCAGCCACUGGGACGAUCUGCGGAAGGAAGAUUUCAGUACCAUGAGUGCCCAACUUUUGUACAAGAUGAUCAAAUCCAAAACGGAGUACCCUCUCCACAAAGCCAUCAAAGUCGAGCGGGAAGACGUGGUGUUUUUGUACCUCAUAGAGAUGGAUUCGCAGUUGCCGGGGAAACUGAAUGAACUGGACAACAACGGGGACCUCGCUCUGGACCUGGCGCUCUCCAAGAAGCUGGAGGGGAUCGCCACGACUCUGGUCAACAACAAAGCCGACGUGGACAUGGUGGAUCAGAGCGGCUGGAGCCUCCUUCACAAGGCCAUCCAGAGAGGGGACGAAUUUGCUUCCAUCUUCCUGAUCCACCACUCGGCCCAGGUGAACGCAGCCACAGUGGGGGCGGUGGAGACCCCGCUCCACCUGGUCUGCUCCUUCAGCCCCAAGAAACACACGGCCGAGGUGAUGGGCAGCAUGGCCCGGAUCGCGGAAGCUCUGCUCAAAGCCGGAGCUAACCCCAACAUGCAGAACAGCAAAGGCAGAACUCCGCUGCACGAAGCCGUGGCGUCGGGGAACGAGGCCGUGUUCAAUCAGCUGCUGCAGUGCAAACAACUCGACCUGGAGCUGAAGGACCACGAAGGCAGCACAGCUCUGUGGCUGGCUCUGCAGCACAUCACCAUGUCCUCAGACCUCUCUGUGAAUCCGUUCGAGGACGACGCCCCGGUCGUGAACGGGACGUCGUUCGACGAGAACGGCUUUGCCGCUCAGCUCAUCAAAAGAGGAAGCAAUCCCGACGCGCCGGACGCCGCCGCAGGAAACUGCCUCAUGCAGAGAGCAGCUCGGGCAGGCAACGAGGCGGCGGCGCUUUUCCUGGCGACUCACGGGGCAAAAGUCAACCACGUGAAUAAAUGGGGCGAGAGCCCGCUUCAUACGGCAUGUCGCUGCGGCCUGGCCAGCCUGACCGCCGAGCUGCUCCAGCAGGGCGCCAACCCCAACCUGCAGACCCAGAAGCCCCUGCCUGAGGAGACCAACGGCGUGGCUCUGCAGACGCCGCUCCACAUGGCCAUAGCUCACAACCACCCAGAUGUCGUUUCUGUCAUCCUGGAACAAAAAGCCAACGCACUUCACGCCACCAACAACUUGCAGAUCAUUCCAGACUUCAGUCUCAAAGACUCCAUGGACCAGACAGUCCUGGGUUUGGCCCUCUGGACAGGUAUGCACACUAUCGCGGCCCAGCUGCUGGGCUCCGGGGCUUCUAUCAAUGACACUAUGUCUGACGGACAAACCCUGCUUCACAUGGCCAUCCAAAGACAGGACAGCAAGAGCGCCCUCUUUCUUCUGGAACAUCAGGCAGACAUCAACGUGAGAACGCAGGAGGGACAAACGGCGCUGCAGCUGGCCAUCAGCAACCAGCUGCCGCUAGUGGUGGACGCCAUUUGCACAAGAGGAGCUGAUAUGUCUGUUACGAAUGAAAAGGGGGAUCCUCCGUUAUGGCUGGCUCUCGAGAACGGCCUGGAAGAUAUCGCGUCCACGCUGGUGCGUCACGGCUGCGAUGCCACAUGUUGGAGCCCGGGCCCCUCCGGCUGCCUGCAGACCCUCCUGCACAGAGCCGUGGAUGAGAACAACGAGGUCUCUGCCUGCUUCCUCAUUCGCAGCGGCUGUGACGUGAACAGCCCGAGGCGACCCGGACCUAAUGGGGAAGGAGAUGAAGAAGCCCGAGACGGACAAUCACCCCUCCACCUGGCGAGCAGCUGGGGCCUGGAGGACGUGGUGCAGUGCCUUUUAGAGUUUGGAGCUAAUGUCAAUGCACAAGAUUCAGAGGGCAGAGCUCCCAUCCACGCUGCUAUCAGUAACCAGCACAACGUCAUUAUCCAGCUCCUCAUUUCCCAUCCGGAGAUCCGGCUCAAUCUCCGGGAUCGCCAAGGCAUGACGCCGUUCGCCUGCGCCAUGACGCACAAGAACAACAAGGCGGCGGAGGCCAUCCUGAAGAGGGAGCCCGGCGCCGCGGAACAGGUGGACAACAAAGGAAGGAAUUUCCUCCAUUUGGCUGUUCAAAACUCGGACAUCGAAAGCGUCCUGUUCCUCAUCAGCGUUCAGGCUAACGUCAACUCCAGAGUCCAGGAUGCUGCCAAACUCACCCCUCUCCACCUGGCCGUGCAGGCCGGUUCUGAAAUCAUUGUCCGCAACCUGCUGCUUGCCGGAGCCAAAGUAAACGAGCUGACCAAACACAGGCAGACGGCGCUGCAUCUGGCUGCCCAGCAGGACCAGGCCACUAUUUGUUCUGUGCUGUUGGAGAACGGCAUAGAUUUUGCUGCUGAGGAUGAAAAUGGCAACAAUGCUCUGCAUCUGGCUGUGAUGCAGGGCCGCCUUAACAACGUCAGAACCCUUCUGACUGAGUCCAACAUCGAUGCUGAGGCCUUCAAUCUCAGGGGUCAGUCGCCAAUGCAUGUACUGGGACAUUACGGUAAAGAGAACGCGGCAGCCAUUUUUGAGUUAUUCCUGGAGUGUAUGCCAGAAUACCCUCUAGACAAGCCAGACGGCGAAGGGAACACUGUUCUGCUCCUGGCCUACAUGAAAGGGAACGCCAACCUGUGCCGAGCCAUCGUGAGGGCUGGGGCUCGACUGGGCGUCACGAAUAAUCAGGGCACUAAUAUUUUCAACUACCAAGUUGCAACCAAACAGCUGCUCUUCCGCCUUCUAGAUAUGCUGUCCAAAGAGCCCCCUUGGUGUGAUGGGUCCAACUGCUAUGAAUGUACCGCGAAGUUUGGCGUAACGACACGGAAACACCACUGCCGCCAUUGUGGGCGCCUGCUGUGCCACAAGUGCUCUAUAAAGGAGAUACCGAUCAUCAAGUUCGACUUGAACAAGCCGGUGAGAGUGUGCGACAUCUGCUUUGACGUACUGACUCUGGGCGGGGUAUCGUAAUGCCGCGACUCGCCGCCGCCGUUCAGGAACGCCACGAGGAAGGGCCGCGACGAGCAGCGGACGCCGAGGACCGUCGUCUUUAUACUACUUCAGUCUAUGGGAAAACUAUUAAUCUUCUAGAGGGACAUCUCGAAUAGAAACAUCGUCUUUUUGUUGGAUUGUAUCAAAAGUGUCUGAACGCAGCUCGGCGACGGCUUGGCCGGAGUUUUUCGAUCUCGAUGGGCGAGGUUUGUGCCGAUUGGCUCCUACGGGAAGCUGUUGUGGCGAUACUUCAAUCCGGUGAUGACGUUGUAGAAGGGGUUUACCUUUCCUCUGUUGGGUUGUUUUUUUACCAUCCACGGGAUUCAAAUGGACCCUCCCAAAGCGGAAAAACACAGUGCGACAAACUGAUUCGUUUGUAACAGUUUUGAUUAUUCAUGUUUGUAAUCUGUUAUCAUUCACCCUCAGUUGAUUUUUUUUUUUUUUUUUUUUUUUGUGAGGUAACUGAUCCAAAUGAGUGAUCAUGUUGAGAUGACUACAACAAAUCCUGUCAAGUCGGCAGAUGAAAUGGCACAACAAAUCUUUUUUUUUUUCUUUCUUUAGUAUAAAUGAAAAUUGAGUAUAACACAUGACGGAGUAUUAGGGGACACUAAAGAAAAAUAUAAAAUUACAAGAAUAAAGUUGGACUAGUCACAAUAGAAUAAAAUCGUAGUUGUAAUACAAGGAUAAAGUUGUAAUAUUACUAGAAUAAGGUCAUAGUAAACGCCAUCAUCAGAUUAUCAGGAUCUGCCUGCUAAUGACGCUAAUCUGAUGUUGAUGUGUUAAUAAAUUAUUUCCUUAUUUGUAAAACCAAUGCCAAAGCAUAACUUCACAAGAUGCUCAACAUUCCUCCUCUGCAGCUGUAAGGCUGCUGCCUUUUUUUGUGUCCAAGUUCUCGUAUAACAACUUUAUUCUCGUAAUAUUGUGACUUUAUUCUCGUUUUUUUUUUUGUUUUUUUUUUUUUCCUCCUCCUUUUUCUUGGCCUUGCCCUAAAACUCCGUCGUAAUAAAGAUCAAGAAUCCGAGAGCCGAAUUCAUCAAGUGAACUCGCAGCGUUCUGUUGACGGUCAUCAUCAGUUGCGCGUCCUUCUCAUAUCGCCGACGCUUCUCGAUUCAUUUGUAGCCUUUGUACGUUGGUUUUAUUACGAAUCAUGUUCUGAAACGAAUCACCAGAUAACAUUCCUUCUUUGUCCCGCCAUCACUGAUGUCUUUUUGAUGUUUAACGCUCUUAAUUUUCUCAGCCUAACGGGUGCACUUUAUCAGAAAACACGAGACAUUUCAGAUCAUCGGGGAGAAUGUGGACUAAGUAGAGGGUCGGCCAAGUGGAGCGGCCUCUUCAAGUAUUGUUAAAUUGUACAGAUAAAUGUGUGAUAUUUUUUGACCACUACAACUGUUUUGUACUUUAAAAUGCAGUUUGUGCUUGUCAUUGUGACAAACCCUAAAAAAGAAAAG
Messenger RNA from Poecilia latipinna (sailfin molly), 4970 nucleotides. RefSeq names its product ankyrin repeat and FYVE domain containing 1 (gene ankfy1). The record is from RefSeq and is a predicted model, not a curated record. Gene Ontology annotation, molecular function: metal ion binding; protein binding. NCBI's taxonomy places the organism in Eukaryota, Metazoa, Chordata, Actinopteri, Cyprinodontiformes, Poeciliidae. Bases 1 to 3501 code for a protein of 1166 amino acids. Gene Ontology annotation, cellular component: cytoplasm. The transcript has 25 exons.